Molecule: messenger RNA, 3318 nt
Organism: Brienomyrus brachyistius
Lineage: Eukaryota; Metazoa; Chordata; Actinopteri; Osteoglossiformes; Mormyridae
Product: trace amine-associated receptor 13c-like
Exons: 2
Coding region: 226-1260 (344 amino acids)
Biological process (GO): G protein-coupled receptor signaling pathway
Cellular component (GO): membrane
Molecular function (GO): trace-amine receptor activity
Source: RefSeq, a predicted model, not a curated record
CAUGUUCAAAAGACGCAAGACACAUCACCUUUAAGAAAACAUCUCUGCAUUCAUCAUCCAUAACUGCUUAUCCAGUAGAGGGUUGCAGUGUUUGCUUGGAACCAACCCAGGAAGCCCAGGGCACAAGGCAGAGAUACACCCUGGAAAGGACGCCAGCCAGUUGCAGGGUCUUAUAAGACAACAGCACUAUGCUGUUUCAUUUUGCUGUUGCUUUGUGACAGAGAAAUGAAUAUUUCACUAGAGCUGGAAACAUACCAGUACUGCUAUCCAGCAGCUAAUGGGACGUGUGUUAAAAGUAGCUACUAUGGAUUUGCCAGGUUUGUCGUGUACAUGAUUAUUGCAUCGGGGAUAACCAUGACCAUCACGGGGAACCUGGUGGUCAUCAUCUCCAUCGCGCACUUCAAGCAGCUGCACACACCGACCAACAUGCUGGUGAUGUCACUGGCCCUGGCCGACCUGCUUCUGGGGGCUGUCGUGAUGCCCUUCAGCAUGAUCAGAUCGGUGGAGGGCUGCUGGUACUUUGGAGAUACUUUCUGCUCGUUGCACUCCACUGUUGACACGAUCCUUACAGGUGCUUCAAUCUUUCACCUGAUUUCCAUUGCAGUUGAUCGAUACCAGGCAGUUUGCAAUCCUCUGCGGUACCAUAACACAGUGACCAUUCCUGUGGCUUGGCUUAUGGUAGCAUUGAGUUGGGCUGCAGCUGUUUCAUACUCUUGCGCUCUCCUUUAUUCUAAGGCUAAUGUGAUGGGCCUAGAUGAAUACAUCACUUCCAUUAAUUGCUUGGGGAGUUGCAUCCUUCUGUUCAAUGCACUGUGGGGUACCCUACACACUCUGGUUGGAUUUUUCCUGCCAUGUUCGGUAAUGAUUGGCCUUUAUGCUAAAAUAUUUCUAGUAGCCAGACAACAUGUCAGGCAGCUUGAAGGUACAAGUCAGCAGCCAUGUUUUACAGAGGGACAUGGCAACAGGAAAUCUCACAGCUCAGAGCGAAAGGCUGCAAAGACCCUUGGCAUUGUUGUAGGUGCCUUCAUACUCUGCUGGAUGCCUUUCUUUGUUAUCUCUAUACUCGACCCCUAUUUUGACUUUGCAACUCCUCCUGUUCUUUAUGAAGGGUUUUUCUGGGUGGGUUAUUUUAAUUCUGCGUUAAAUCCUAUAAUAUACGGACUGUUUUAUCCGUGGUUUCAAAGGUCAUUGAAACUCAUUAUAUCUUUAAAGAUUUUUGCCGCACAUUCCUCAAAUACAAACGUUUUCCCUGAAAGUUGAUUUUUCAUAGAUUCACCACAUAUUUCAGUCUCAUAUUACCAUAAAACACACAUGAUGUACUUAAUGUCCUGUUUAAAAAAAGCAGAAAUAGCUCUUUGAUUUUUUAAAUUUUAUUUUAUUUUUCAUUUUAACUCAAUUUGUUUUUGAAAACAUUACACAAUACAGUGAAGUCAGUCUUAUCUCUCAAGCACUUCGAAAAAUGUUUGUUAAUGGAAUUCUGUGUUAUGCACCUUAACAAUAAUUUAAAAUUUUUCCUGCACUCUAAAGUGCACAGACUGUCACUUAGCUAAGUGCCACUAAGCUGAGCCUAAAUUAACAUAGAAAACAAAGCGAAUCCCCAGCACUGAGGAAGUCACACUAGAGGCCUACAGCCAUAAUAAGAGCAGACUAAUGAAUUAUUUAACUUUUGAUUGCAGUAAACCGAGAAUUCCAAGUCAGCAUUUAGUGGAAUUCAAGGGUUGGAAAGUUACACCCAUGAUGUCGUGGUUCCUUGUCAGUCCUUCACCUACAUCACCUGACCUCUGUCCUUCUCAGUUUAUUUUUUCGUAAGUCUCUUAAUAAAUGAAAACUACAGUCAGAUUUCAUGUUUUACCUUCGCUAGGCCUUCAGACCUUCAGUACCACGAGCUUCUCUAAUAGCUCACCCCCCAUGAAGGAUGUACACAGAGAAACUCCCCACACUCAUUUCUGCCUCUCUGCACCUGGUCCUACCUUCCCUGCUCUCAGCACAUGCAAGAGGUCAGGCUGUAGCAUCACCUGCGCUCUGUGUAAUCUCUGUAUUGCCACCUUUGAUUGGGAGGCAGCUUGCUGCUAACUGGGCCCUUUGCUUCUGACGUUUACAUCACGCUUAGGUAAUACAGCAGCCCCCCCCCCCCAAGACUGGAGUGAGGUCGUCUCAGCAUAUUAAUCACACACUCGGUCUUUCUUCCUCUAAACAGUCACAGUGGGAAUCGUAGAGCGAAAGAUAAAACGUCCAUAGUAUUUGCUGACUUCUAAUGUUACCCAGUCAGAUCCUAUGAAAUGUACCUUAACCAUCUUCCUGGUGUCAUAAAAGGUAUGAAAUACAUUACAACACAGAAAAUGAAGUAGUAAUGAAGUACUUUAGCGUAUCUUCAGCUUCUGUGGCUUUAUUCCGACUUCACACAUCAAAUCAGAAAUAUUACAGGCUAAACUGAACCUGGCAACCCGGCUUCUUGUUCAUAUAAUCUGGUAACAUGACAGCAGUAUGACUCAUAUAUGUGUAUUUCACAGAUUUAUUUAGAAUAUUGUAUUUAAUCAGAAAAGAAAAUAUCCUUCUUUGAUCUGUAUGUUAUUCGUUAUCUCAUAAUGAGCAAAAUGGUUUGUGGUGGUAUGAUUACUGUGGUUUGAUUACUCUGCCAGACAGAGCUCUGAUGGUCUGGUAUGAUUACUGUGAUAUAAUUACUCUGCCAGCCAGAGCUCUGAUGGUAUAAGUAGAAUAUUAAAGACCAUUGUUGUCACACCACAAAGAAACGUGUCCUCUGCAUUUCAGGCAUAUGUGACAUAACAGGCAGCAGCUAAUUCGGCACCCAGGAAGCAAAGCUUGGGGACGGUACCUUGCUCAGAAUACUUUAGUGAUACCUUGCUGGUCAGGGGUUCAAACCAGCAAUAUUUCAAUUACAGGAGCACUUCCCUAACCAUCAGGCCACCACUGCCCCAGUCAUACAGUGGUAUGAUUACUCUGCUAGCCAGUCCUGACUGGGAUUAAAACUCAGCCCUGGACAUUGGGGUCCCCCAUGAUAAAUUUUGCCAGCACACAUACCCACUGGGCCAUCAGGAAAAUACCCAGUAUGCCAGACGGCCUGUCCAGCUCUGCUCCCAGUCGUGGUCUCAGGUUCCGAACCCGCUAAGCUGCACUCUGCACUCGGAUAACUGGCAUCCCUGUAUUGCCAGCAGUGCAUGACUGUGUAUGUGCCCUGUAAUGAACUCACAUCCCGCCCAGAGUGUACCCCAGCCUUGUGCAUGCGCUGCCUGCGAUAGGCUCCAGGCCCCUGGUGACCCUGACCAGGAGUGUGGAAGAUAGAUUAAUGAUUAUUUAGCU